Molecule: messenger RNA, 2175 nt
Organism: Microsporum canis CBS 113480
Lineage: Eukaryota; Fungi; Ascomycota; Eurotiomycetes; Onygenales; Arthrodermataceae
Product: phospholipase C
Exons: 4
Coding region: 1-2175 (724 amino acids)
Biological process (GO): phosphatidylinositol-mediated signaling; lipid metabolic process
Molecular function (GO): phosphatidylinositol-4,5-bisphosphate phospholipase C activity
Source: RefSeq, a predicted model, not a curated record
AUGGCAUCUCCGACGUCGUCUCUCCCAACGACGCUUUCAACGUACAAAGUCCAAUCUUUUAAUCCUGCAGUUUUAUCUCAUUUGAAACGUAUCUACGAGUCGCUUCGGUCACAGGAUCAGACACGUACAGGACAAGACGGUGCAACAAUCUCUCCGUCAGCUUAUUUCCUGCAAACCAUCCAGCAGGACCGGCAUUGCAAAGACAGCCAGGCCCUCAGUGACCAGCAGCAUGAUGUACUCAACAGCCUCUCAAGCUUCCUCGAAUACAUGUCGACUGCAACAGCGAUGCCGCAGUUCUCAGACACUGAAGCCUACGAAGAAGAUCUGUCGUUCCCCAUGCCCAAUUAUUUCAUUAAUUCGAGCCAUAACACUUACUUGACUGGCAACCAGCUAUACAGCGAGUCUAGCACAGAGGUGUAUAAAAAUCGCCUAAAUAUGGUCCAUGCUGCACAUCCGCCUCCCCAUUUGAUACCCGUCUGUGGUGAGAUGUAUGUGCGUGCAUGCGGAAGUAAUACUCAGCAUGGAAUGUUCUGCCCGUCAUCGAGCUGGCAGGGAAUAUAUUAUUUCUCGCAUAUUGCGAUCUUGGGCCUUGGGGGAAAGUUUAAAGUAUUGCUACGCUUGUGCCUUGAGAUUGAUGUUUGGGACGGCGAAUUAGACUCAUCCAGCUCCGAAUCAGGAGAUCCUUCAGAUGAUGACCAUAAAAGGGUGCAUAAAAAAAGCCAUGGAAAGUUUCGAAAGGAGGGUGUUGGACGAUUCAGUCUGUCCUCGCUUUCAGGUCGGUUUGAUAAGCUCAGCAACUGGAGUACGCCUGACGCUGCACCAGCUAGGGUCGCAGCCGCCGAUGCAAUCCGCCCUGAACCCCGAGUAUUCCAUGGUCACACGUUAACUAAAGAAGUUACAUUCCGUGAUGUAUGUUACACAAUCCGUGAUAAUGCGUUUGUAACAAGCGACCUACCAGUGAUCGUCAGCCUUGAGGUGCACGCCUCGCAUGAGCAGCAGGAGGUGAUGGUCGAAAUCAUGACGGAAGCGUGGAAAGGGCUUCUCGUGGAAUUCACACCGGAGAUGGAUGCCCUUCUUGCCAAAGGGGACCUUAGCCAUCUUUCCAGCCCAGCCUCCCUCAAGAAUAAGAUCCUGAUCAAGGUGAAAUGGAUAUCGCCUACGAACGAAGGUACCCCACCAGCUGAAGGAUCUAUUGAGGUUGUUGACUUUCGGACAGUUGGUAACGAAGAUAGAGCUCAGGAUAAGGUCAGAGCUGGAUCAAUGCCGACGAAGACCAAGCCUCAAAAGAUCAUUCAAUCCCUUAGCCGACUCGGAAUAUUCACGCGCGGUUAUACUUUUAAUAACUUUUCUCAACCUGAGGCAAAGAUACCACAUCAUAUAUUUUCGCUCUCAGAAGCCGCGGUGAAAGCGGCCCAUGAAAAAGAACGUCAAGCAUUAUUUGACCACAACAAAGAAUUUAUGAUGCGAACAUAUCCAUCUGGAAUGCGGGUAGACUCCUCGAACUUAGAUCCGUCUUUCGCAUGGCGUCAAGGAAUUCAGGUUGUCGCUCUAAACUGGCAAAGCUGUGACAAAGGAAUGAUGCUCAACAAAGGAAUGUUCGCAGGAAGUGGUGGAUGGGUGCUGAAACCUCCAGAAUAUCGCGGAUCGACGGGAUGCAGCAGCUCGACAAGUUCAUCGCGGCAAGAUCAGGUGGCUACUGCUGUCAAUGAAGGCUGCCGCAAGGGCGUACAGGUGAGUAUGAGUGUUCGACGCAGGGUGACCCUAUCUAUUGAAAUAUAUGCAGGACAGAAUAUAAUGGCGGGGGAUGGGAAGUCAAACCCCAAAAGUUUCCAUCCAUAUGUAGCCUGUCAUUUGCAUGUUGAGCGACCCAAGGACAGCAUCCAUGCUACGAGCAAGGAUUAUGACAGCAGCGACCCCAAUUACAAAUGUCAAACUAAAAGCUGCAGUGGUGCCGAUCCGGACUUUGGAGGUCAAAUCCUCCAAUUCCCAAGCGCUCCUGGUAUUCUUGAAGAGCUUUCUUUUGUCAGGUUAGUGACGUUCCAGCCAAUCAUCCUUUUCCCCUUCCGACUUGCAUAUUAUAAUAAGCAGCGCCGCAUCGCGAGGAGAGAGCAUUUUGAUAUGUCGACAUCUCCACAUGUCUAUAUGAUUUCUUUUUAUGGAGGUAUCACCUGGUGA